Messenger RNA from Sus scrofa (pig), 2456 nucleotides. Lineage: Eukaryota; Metazoa; Chordata; Mammalia; Artiodactyla; Suidae. The record is from RefSeq and is a predicted model, not a curated record.
UUCGAGACCCGCUGUGCUCGGCGACAUGGCCGGCGGCCACCGCCUCCUGCUGGAGAACGCGCGGCAAGUGGUGGCGGUGUGCGCCCGGGGCGAGCGCUUCCUGGCGCGGGACGCGCUGCACAGACUGGUAGUGCUGGAGGGCGCCAGCCUGGUGGUGGGCACGGAUGGGUUCCUAAAAGCCAUUGGUCCCGCCGAUGCCAUCCGAGAACUGUUUGCGGAAGACACAUUCGAAGAGAGAAUUGACUGUUCUGGGAAAUGCAUCUUGCCAGGUCUCGUGGAUGCACACACACAUCCAGUGUGGGCUGGAGAAAGAGUUCACGAGUUCGCCAUGAAGUUGGCAGGAGCCACGUACAUGGAAAUCCACCAGGCUGGAGGAGGGAUCAAUUUCAUGGAGCGCACGCGCCAGGCCUCGGAGGAGGAGCUGUUCCGCUCCCUGCAGCAGCGGCUGGGGUGCAUGAUGAGGGCGGGGAGCACGCUGGUGGAGUGCAAGAGCGGCUACGGCCUCAGCCUGGAGACGGAGCUCAAGAUGCUGCGCGUGAUUGAGCGCGCCCGGCGGGAGCUGGACAGCAUCUCGGCCACGUACUGCGGGGCCCACGCAGUGCCAAAAGGAAAAACUGCUCCUGAAGCUGCUGAUGACAUCAUCCACAGCCUCCCAAAGCUGCAGGAACUUGGGAGAAACGGAGAAAUACGCGUUGACAACAUAGAUGUGUUCUGUGAGAAAGGGGUCUUCGAUCUCGAGGCCACCAGAAGGAUCCUGCAAAGUGGGAAAGACGCGGGGCUGCAGAUUAACUUUCACGGGGACGAGCUCCACCCAAUGAAGGCGGCCGAGCUCGGGGCGGAACUGGGAGCGCAGGCAGUCAGUCACCUUGAAGAAGUGAGUGAUGAGGGCAUCGAUGCCAUGGCAACAGCCCGAUGUGCUGCCAUCCUCCUGCCCACCACCGCCUACAUGCUGAGACUGAAGCAGCCUCGAGCCAGAAAGAUGUUAGACGAAGGGGUAAUAGUCGCUCUGGGCAGUGAUUUCAACCCUAAUGCAUAUUGUUUUUCAAUGCCCAUGGUCAUGCAUCUGGCCUGUGUGAACAUGAGAAUGUCCAUGCCUGAGGCCCUGGCCGCGGCCACCAUCAAUGCCGCCUAUGCCCUGGGAAGGUCUCACACUCACGGAUCUUUGGAAAUUGGCAAACAGGGCGAUCUCAUCAUCAUUAAUUCACCAGGUGCUCAUGUUUGAUUUCUUUCUAGAUGGGAGCAUUAUUACCAGUUUGGAGGCCAUCAUGAAUUAAUCGAAUAUGUUAUAGUUAAAGGAAAAGUCGUCUAUAAAAAACAAUAGGUCAGUAAAGAGAGAGCAGACUCUUUGACUAUAUAGAAAGUCCAUAGUUACAUUACAAGUUAGAAUACCUUCGCGGUUUACCAGGAUGGUGUUACUUAAAUAUGUUUCAGUGUUUUGUUAACCCACUUGAAAAACUCAAGGGAUUCACUUGUCUUAACAUGUGCACCUGGACCUAUAAACAUGUAAACUAUUUGUGAGGAUAAUCUCAAAACAUGCAACCCCUUCACAUGAAUCAUUGCAAAUAUUCCGAAGAUGAAUAACAUGAUGGCAUAUCACAGACAUGCCUUUGUGGGGAAAAGCAGAUCGGCCAAUAGGUCGACACAGCAUAAAAGUCUCAUUUAGGGCGUGCCCACUGUGGCUCAGCAGAAACCAAUCUGACUAGUAUCCACGAGGAUCUCUGGCCUCGCUCAGUGGGUUACGGAUCGAGCGUUGCCAUGAGCUGUGGUGUAGGUCUCGGACGUGGCUUGGAUUCCGCAUUUCUGUGGCUCUGGUGUAGGUUGACAGCUAUAGCUCCGAUUCGACUCUUAGCCUGGGAACAUCCAUGUGCCGCAGGUGCGGUCCUAAAAAGACAAAAGACAAAAAAAAAAAAAUUCCUAUUAUGUUUCUACUUUUCAAAUUUUAGUUCUUGGAGUCCCUGGUAGCUCAGUGGCUUAAGGAUCUGGUGGUGUCGCUGCUGUGGCUCAGGUUGGAUCCCCAGCCCAGGAAUUUCCGCAUGAUGCGAGCAUGGCCAAAACCAAGCAAACACAUUUCAGUUCUUAAAUUAUAUUUAGAGAAAAGUUGGGGAUGGUGGGAAAUCCAAGCCGUCUGCCGCAAACUAAGCUAAAGUGUAGCCAUCUGUAAUGAGCAAACAGUUUUUCUUUCCCUCGCACAGUUUGUCUUUCUAGAUGCUCUUCAAAUGUUAUCAGUUUUCCCCUGAGGAAAGGUCUUCUAUUUGCUUCUCAGUCCUUGCAACAGAGCUUCGUAGCAGAGUUCAAGGCUUGGCAUUUUAUAUACCAGUAGAGGGAUCUUCCUCCAAUGUAUGCAUUUUGACCAAAUCCACAAAUGUAAUUUUUUAAAUGGUUUUUGAGUUUUUGAUUCACCUUACAAAUGUAUUAAAUAUGUUAUCACUCUCAAUAAAUAUUUGCUGUCACUAUGA